AUGAAUCAAUUACCACCCGAUCUAUUGAAAAGCCUCCAAAUGGCACAUGAAAAAUUCAGUACAUUACCUCCACAGCUUUCUUCUUUCUCUUUUAAUCCGUAUGAAACUCAAUCACACCAGGGCUAUCAACCCACAAUGAACGAAACUCCAUUUUCUGAAUCGCAAAUUCUGGAAGAUUUGAAGAGAAUACAAUCUGGGCUAACAAGUAACGAGCAACAACAACAAGGCUCAUCCACCCCUACGACCAUCAAAACUCAUCAAGAGCAACAACAAGGCUCUUCUGGAACCACUUCUCCUCAUACUCAAGGAGCACUUUAUAACAUUCCUCGACAAGAUACUCCUGUGCCAGAGGCUAAGCCAAGCAACACCAAAUUGAGAAGCGAAAAGAUUUUAAACAAUUUAAGCAGCAGUAAUAUUUCACCUUCUUCUCCGACCUAUGAUGUAUCGGGAUCUUACCAAAAUCAGAAUCAAACCAAUACUCCAGUCCCUUCCCCAUCUACUCCACAGCCAACAAAUUCAUCUCAAUCACCUUCAUCAGCACUCCAGAAAUAUGCUCCUCCACACCAAGUGCCAGUUGCAUCUGAUCCAUUUAUGUUUGGCCCACUAGAUAAGCAAAAUCAUGUCUAUUCAACAUUUCCACUUGAUUCCAACCAAGAGAGAAAAAAGGUAACUGCAAUCAAAGGAAUUACUAAUUACGCGUGCGAUCUAAUAUUUUCAAAUGGAAAGAAUAUUGGAGUAUUAGGCGAUUUUUUGGCUUGGACUUUGAAAGGUGGUCCAAUUCGUGUUUUUAAUCGUAAAACAGGUGCAAGAUGUCUCUUAAAAGGACACAAACAAUUUGUUUCUGAUUUACAGUGUGGUACUAAUCUCAAACUAGCUACAGCAUCUAGAGAUAGAUCAUUGAUUGUAUGGCAAGUUAUUGACACUGAGGACAAGACACAAGAGAAUGAUUUGAGAAAUCCAAAAGAAGAUCAAUUUGGGUAUACCAAAAUUGUGCAUUUAGCUUUCCCAUCAUCAGAAUCCCAUAGAUUCUUUAAGAGAAUUUUAUGGGCUCCUGAAUCUGAUUCUGAGCUUUGUGCUAUCACAAAUGAUAACCAAUUAUUUAUGCUUGAUAUUGAAAAACUGUCUGAUUUAAACGAAGAAAUAAUUGAACUAGACAGUGAAAAUAUUGAAUCCAUUGAUGGAAUUCGUAUUUUAUCUGACGAUCUGGAUGAAAAUGAAUCUCUUACAGAUAUGAGCUUCUCUAGUGAUGGAAAAUAUCUAGCUUGUGUAUCCUCAUUUGGUAAUAUUUAUGUUUGGGAUAGAAGGACUAAUAUGACUCUUGUUAAACAAACAAACAUUUAUAACAGCGAAUUGCUAAACAUCCAAUUCUUUAGCGGAACUGAAAGAAACGUUGAAAGAUACUUUGUAACAUCAUCACAAAACAAUUUUGAUAUUUCAUUGUGGUAUCUUUCACCAGAACUUGAUAUUGAGCUUAUUCAACAGAUGUCUAUUCGUCCUCAGAAGUGGGAGGAAAGUAAUUCAAUCAACACGAUUACAUUAGAUCCUACAUCCACUGUAUUAUGUGUUGCCAAUUUACACAAUGCUGUUUUAUUUGUAUUGAGAUUGAACAAGACGGGUCUUAUUGAGCAAACAGGACAUCCUUAUUUUGAUUGUAUCACAGAAUUUGACUCCAAGUAUCCAAUUGUUAAUGCUGUUUGUAUGACCAUUGGAAGUACAUUUGGAUUGUUUGCUCUGCAAAGUACUGGUUCACAUCUAUUGAGCAUCAAGUCCUCACAAGUUAGUCCUCCUGUUCAAGAAACGAAACCUCCAAUUCCAAUGCCAGAUUUAGUGCAUCCAACAAGCGCCGCUAAGGAACUAGUUCCUGUCAGUACCAAUACUGGAGUGGCAUUGCGCCAGCCCAUUGUAGUUAAUGGAACGAAUAAUACUACUAGUGGAGGAAGCAUUCCUACAUCAACUCCAAGCCCUUCCUCAUCGACUGCUGGUGUCUCAUCUUCCAAUUUUGAAAUUUUAUCUGAACUACGAAGAAUGGAAAGAAAUCUAUUGAACCAAAUGGAGUCAAUGAUUCAAACACAAACAGAGAGACAAUAUGAUCAGCUUUAUAAACGAAUUGAGCAAGAAAGAGUAGCCAGACUUACAGAGGAAAGAAAACGCCAAAAGGAACUUAUUGAAACAAUUUCAGCCACCCUUUCCAAUGAUUUACCUAACGAGAUUGCAAAUUCGGUCACUGAAAAUGUUGUGGGUGAUCUUGGAAACACCUUGCCAUACCUAAUGAAUGACGCUUUGAAACAAUCUCUUACUGAUACCUCAGACGAAGGAUCCAUCAAAAAGACAAUUCAAGACAGCUUCCAAACUGUGCUCAAAACCACAGUGCUUCCCUCUUUUGAAACAUCAUGCAGAAGAAUGUUUGAACAAAUUAGUAAGACCUUUGAACGAGGCAUGGAUGAGUUGGUAAAAAAUCCUCUUAAAGAAUACUGUAGAGAUAUCAAUGAGACCACUGUAGAGACGAUCAAACAAGAGCUGAAGAAUUUCUCUCAACAAGUUUCAAAAUCAUCUGACCCGUCAAACUUGGGUGAUGCUGCUCUCAAAGAAAAAUUACUCACACUUAUUGAAUUGCACAGAUACCAAGAAGCGUUCACUAUUGUUUUAGAGAAGACAGACUUGAAUUUGUUGGUUUGGAUUUGCACAAUUAUUGAUCCAUGUAUUUUCGAAGUUGAAUGUCCAUUCUCUCAACCAGUUCUGUUGGCUUUGGUUCAGCAGCUUGGCUAUGAUAUUACCGAACAGACAUUUGUUAAAUUAGCUUGGUUAGAAAAGAUUGUAGUUCAUAUUAAUCCUCUGGACUCUUCUAUCAUUGAAAAUGCUCACACCAUCAUUGAAAAGAUUCACGCAUGCGUUGCAGACAAAUAUGAAGACAUCGAAGAGCGUGGAAAGGCAAUUGAUUUGAAGACACUAAAAUUGGUGCUCCACGUUCUCAACUCAUUGCUUAAAGAUUCUCGUGACGCCAAAAAGCUUUAUUGCAAUAAAUAA
Naegleria lovaniensis is the source of this 3024-nucleotide messenger RNA. RefSeq lists its product as uncharacterized. NCBI's taxonomy places the organism in Eukaryota, Heterolobosea, Eutetramitea, Acrasida, Naegleriidae. Bases 1 to 3024 code for a protein of 1007 amino acids. Gene Ontology annotation, biological process: deadenylation-independent decapping of nuclear-transcribed mRNA. Gene Ontology annotation, molecular function: protein binding; double-stranded RNA binding. The transcript has a single exon. Gene Ontology annotation, cellular component: P-body. The record is from RefSeq and is a predicted model, not a curated record.